CUUUUUCUUUGUCUUUCCUUUAAAUAUAAACACCAUUUUUUUGUCACACAAAAAAUGCAACUAAAGAAAUUUUUUUUCUCACUUAUUAUGAAUUCUUGGAUUGUAAAAAUAUAUUCCCAAGGUAAUGCCUAUUAAUAAAAAUAAACAUAAGAACAGUUUAAAAAUCUUGUUUACGUGGGCUAUAAAAAUACAAAUGUAUAAAGAAAAUCUUCAAAAGCAAUGCAAAAAUACUUUAAUCUAUUUAAAAAAAUUCGAAUGCGCGACAGCCUUUAUAUUACGGGAUCAAGUGUUCGUAUACGACGUUAGCAUUGAAAGGAUGUAUUACAGGCACAACUGGUUUUCACUCCGAACAUUCACCGAUGUACCGCAGUCUGGUUCUUGCCGGCGCUAGUUUCAUUCCGCUGCCAUUUUGCCGGUUUAUCAUUGGAUAUUCUUACGCUUCUGGCAAAAUUGAACCUUAUCAGUUAAAUUGGUAUCAAACUCUCAAUGGUUAUUUUUUUCGUUACACAUUGCAGAAUACAACCGAGAUGUGAUUUGAUUUUAGUAUAACCGCAAAUAUUAAAAGAGUACGAUUGAUGUCAUAAGAAAAUGUCAAGUAAAAGUAAAGAAAGUUAACCAGAGAUCGAAUAAAAGCCAGUGAAACAACGUGUGGAAAAGCAACGUGGAAAUGUACAGAAGUGACAGAUCAACGGGUGCAACACGGCAUAUUGCCGAUGUGAGCAUGAUAUCAUUGAUUAUCAUUGUUAGGAUAUCUUUGUGACAUCUAUACAACAGCUGCAUUUGCAAAUGUACUAAUAACAUCAAUACAUUACGCAAAGUUACAACUCAGUUCUUGCUGAAUAAAACAUUAUUUGAUCACGUUAGCAGAAAGAAAUAGAUAGAAAAUAUGACAUGGAAUGUGUGUGGAAAUUAAAGACGCUAACACAAUGCUAAAACUAUUCGAGUUGUAAGAAAUUUAUGGAAUCUACAAUAAGACGACUCGCAUUUUCUAUUAACGUUCAAUUUUCUAUUAUUGAAAGAAUAAUUUUCUCGUAUGACAUGCAUUUGGAUAUUGAUGUUGGGCGGUGAAUAUACACGGAAAUGGCAGCAGUAUUAACAAGCUUGAUUGGCACGACUUCCGUUCUUGGACUUAGUUUGAUUCCACUUUUAGCUAUCGGACUUACCGUCUAUAGAUACAACAACCUCGAUCCAGAAUCACAUCCGCAAAAUGCACGCGAGCUAUUACGAAUGUAUGACUUCAUAGUAGUCGGAGGUGGCAGCGCGGGUGCCGUAGUGGCCUCGAGAUUGUCGGAAGUAACAAACUGGACGGUGUUACUCUUAGAAGCUGGCGAUGAUGAGAACGAGAUUUCAGAUAUUCCACUGCUUGCCGGAUACACUCAACUCACAGAUUUCGAUUGGAAAUAUAAAACUUCACCACCCAGUACGUCUGCUUAUUGCCUCGCUAUGAUAGGCGACAAGUGUAAUUGGCCACGCGGUCGCGUUCUUGGAGGAAGUAGUGUCCUCAACGCAAUGAUUUAUGUUCGUGGUAAUAGGCACGAUUACGACAAUUGGGCUCGAUUAGGAAACACGGGAUGGAGCUAUGAGGAAGUGCUCCCAUAUUUUCUCAAGUCCGAAGACAAUCGUAAUCCAUAUUUAGCAAGAACCCCUUAUCACGAAACAGGAGGUUAUCUGACGGUGCAGGAGCCAUCCUGGAAAACUCCUCUGGCAAUCGCUUUUUUGCAGGCUGGUCAAGAGAUGGGCUACGAAAAUCGCGAUAUAAAUGGAUUCAAUCAAAGCGGCUUUAUGUUGAUGCAAGCGACGAUUCGACGUGGUAGUCGAUGUUCGACAGCAAAGGCUUUCCUACGACCGGUGAAGAAUAGACCAAACUUGCACAUAGCGAUGCACGCUCAGGUACUAAAAGUGCUCUUCAAUGCUGACAAAAGAGCAACGGGCGUAGAAUUUCUUCGCGAUGGCAAACGACAGAUCGUAAGAUGCAGAAGAGAAGUUAUCUUAUCCGCCGGCGCAAUUAAUUCUCCUCAGUUGCUUAUGCUAUCCGGAAUCGGUCCUAGUGAACAUUUGAACGAGUUCAGUAUACCAGUGAUAUCCGAUUUACGAGUUGGAGAUAACCUUCAGGAUCAUGUGGGCCUUGGCGGGCUAACUUUUUUAGUGAACGAGUCAAUCACCUUGAUAAAGGAGCGAUUUCAAACCGUCUCGGUGAUGUACGAGUACGUCAUGAAGGAGCGAGGGCCUCUAACUACACCGGGAGUAGAGGCAUUGGCUUUUCUCAAUACCAAAUAUGCUGAUAAAUUCGGCGAUUAUCCGGAUAUGCAGUUUCAUUUUGCGCCAAGUUCCAUCAACUCCGAUGGCGAACAAAUAAAAAAGAUUCUCGGCCUCAGAGAUCGUGUGUAUAACAUUAUGUACAAGCCCUUGCACAAUGUCGAGACCUGGUCGAUUCUGCCACUUUUGCUACGCCCUAAGAGCACAGGUUGGAUAAGAUUAAAAAGUAGAAACCCUUUGGUUCAACCGGAUAUCAAUCCCAACUACUUCACGCAUAAGGAGGACAUGGACGUUCUUGUAGAAGGGAUUAGGUUGGCGAUGAGGGUAUCCAAUACAAGCGCGUUUCAGCGAUUUGGCUCGAGACCUCACACGAUUCGUAUGCCGGGCUGUCACAAAUAUUCUUUCGAUACAUACGAAUAUUGGGAGUGCGCCAUACGGCACUUUACAUUUACAAUUUACCAUCCAACAAGUACCUGCAAAAUGGGUCCACGAAGUGAUUCCAAGGCAGUCGUGGACCCACGAUUAAGAGUUUACGGAGUGAAAGGACUUAGAGUCGCUGACGCUUCUAUAAUGCCAACUAUUGUCAGCGGCAAUCCAAACGCGCCGACCAUCAUGAUCGGCGAGAAAGCCAGUGACAUUAUUAAGGAAGAUUGGCGGAUAAUUGGAAAACAAAGUGUUGCAAGACAUAGAGGAUGAAUGAAAUCGCGAUUUUUGGAUUGUAUAUCCUAUAUUGUCAUAUAGGAUAUGACCGAAAAUUCAAAUAUAUCAUACAAGAAAUGAUAUUAAAAUUUCUUUUACUUUCUUUUUAUAACAUUCUUAUAAUACCGAUUUUUUUAUACAUUUUAUUGCUACUAAAUCGUAAACGUGAGUUAUAGGCAAUUUUCAUCUUCUGUUUUAUGAUAAGAAUUCGGUGAGAAACCUGCCAAGAUUCGCUUAAUAUUCUAAAUAGGAUCCAAUUAGAAAGAUACAUUUAUAAAACAAGUUAAUGUACUAAGAUCUGAGAUUAAUCCUUAUGGGAUAUUAUAUGAUGUGAAAGAUUUUCUUAUUAUACAUAUUUUAAAUGUAAAGAGGGAGAGAAAGAGGGAAAGAAAGAGAGAGAGAGAGAGAGAGAGAGAGAGAGAGAGAGAGAGAGAGAACGUGACAAAACAAGAGAACUUUGUGCAUGUUGAGAAAAUGUUUAUAUUAUGUACAUAUAUUAAGAUGAAACAUCGAGUGUUUCAGAGUCAAUAAACUAGAAAUUUUAAUGACCAUAGUAUGGCAGUGCCAUUCUAUGUAAAAUAUUCUAUGUAUUCUAUGUAAAAAAUAUUGACUAAUUUAUUUUAUUAAACGUUAAUUAAUUAUA
Molecule: messenger RNA, 3598 nt
Organism: Solenopsis invicta (red fire ant)
Lineage: Eukaryota; Metazoa; Arthropoda; Insecta; Hymenoptera; Formicidae
Product: glucose dehydrogenase [FAD, quinone]
Exons: 4
Coding region: 1081-2952 (623 amino acids)
Molecular function (GO): flavin adenine dinucleotide binding; oxidoreductase activity, acting on CH-OH group of donors
Source: RefSeq, a predicted model, not a curated record